AUGUUGGACGGGCCGCAGGGGCUUGUCGUCCCCGGUGCCCGCUGGCGUGACGACAGCUCGGCGGAGGUGUGCGGCGGCCGGCGCUGCGGUCGGCCCUUCACGCUGUUCCACGGCAGGCACCACUGCCGCUGGUGCGGCGGUAUCUUCUGCGAGAAGUGUGCGCCACCAACCGGCGAGUACGGAGGCCGGCUUCUGCGCCGCUGCAACGCCUGUCGCCUGCCGGCCGUCUUCCGCAGUAUGCGCAGGGGCGCGACGGGCCCGCGUGAGGCGGUGACGGCGCAACUCAUCUUGUCGUUCCUCGACGACCGCAGCAUCAACGCGCUGCUGCAGUCGUGCUACACCUCCAUGUCAGAGUUCCACGUUGGCGAAUACGUGUACUACGACACCAUCAUGAGCCGCUUUCCCUCCUUCUUUGACGGCGCCCGCAUCGGCAAGGGAGGCACUGGCGUAGUCUACAAGUGUGAGGACCGCCGUCGCACCGACAGCACCCGUGUUGCGCUGAAGGUGAUCACGAAGAGCAGCAUUCUGACGCUGUGGGCGUGGCGUAAGAUCAUCACGGAGCUCGCCAUCAUGCAGGAUACCGACCACCCGAACGUUGUGCACGUGCUGGAGGUGUUCCAGACGCCGCUGCACUUCGUCAUCGUGAUGGAGGUAGGCGAUGGCGGCACGCUCACGCAGGCGCUGAACCUGCUGCGACGGCGGCGCUGCAACAUGGCGGCCUUCACCGCGAGUGUCGUCUCGCAGGUGGCGCAGGGGCUCAACUACCUCUACCGCAAGAAGCGCAUAGUGCACCGUGACAUCAAGCACGACAACAUCGUCCUCACGUUCGACUACACACGGGCGAUGAUCAUUGAUUUUGGCCUCGCUGAGUACAUAACCAGCGCGGGACGGCAGGUGUUCAAGCCUUGCGGCACGGUGGGGUUUGCGUCGCCCGAGAACGUCGUGCCGGCGCUGCGGAGCCUCAACGCCUUCGAAGCCACAGGCGACACAAUGCACCGCGCGGAUGUUUAUAGUUUAGGCGUCGUAGCAUUCAUGAUGCUCUCCGGGCAGCGGCCGCUGAAGGGCACAGGCCUCGCGGCGCUCCACCAGGAGAUGCGUGGUGGAGUUCUUUGCAUCGGGCCGCGCUGGGCUGGCGUGUCCGACAGCGCCAAGGCACUCAUCGAGGGAAUGCUGUCAUUCGGCGUGAAGACUCGCCCAACGGCGGAGGAAGUAGAGUCCCAUCCGUUCAUCGUUUCGAAUGCGCCGCUCAUUGGCGAGAUCGCGAAGUGGCGUAACCACGAUCUCGCUCUCACUGAGGAGGCGGAGAGCAAUGAGUGGGUGUACGUUGCGGCGACGGACUGGAGGCUGGGGCCACAGCGUUGCCACGCCCCCUCCGUCACUGGGCAGGCGUGCGUGCAGCAGAAGCAGCUGCAGGAGGGGCUCGCUCAGUAG
Messenger RNA from Trypanosoma grayi, 1431 nucleotides. Its product is annotated as putative protein kinase. Gene Ontology annotation, cellular component: nucleus. Gene Ontology annotation, biological process: protein phosphorylation; mitotic DNA damage checkpoint signaling. Lineage: Eukaryota; Euglenozoa; Kinetoplastea; Trypanosomatida; Trypanosomatidae. Gene Ontology annotation, molecular function: protein serine/threonine kinase activity; metal ion binding; ATP binding. The coding region runs from base 1 to 1431 and encodes 476 amino acids. The record is from RefSeq and is a predicted model, not a curated record. The transcript has a single exon.